Molecule: messenger RNA, 339 nt
Organism: Chironomus riparius
Lineage: Eukaryota; Metazoa; Arthropoda; Insecta; Diptera; Chironomidae
Source: the annotation of a GenBank genome assembly
AAUUUUUAUACCGUAAAAAAUAACUAUCGAGAAAAUAAAAUAAUUAAUAAGACAACUCAGUAAAUAGGACGAUUCUGGAGAUAAAAUAUGAUUAAAAGUCGUCUUAAUAGCGUUCUGAAAUUCAUCAAUUAUUGGUUCUUCCGAUAUCUCAUGGUGACAGAACUAUACAUGACAGAGCCAUGGGAGCGAGUGGCAAUACAUGUUUUCCUAUUUCUCAUCUUUCUCGCUCAAUUUGCAUUCAAUUAUUCCGUCUUAUUGCCAUUCACUGCAAAGUUAUUUAAUAUAACCAUCGUGAAAUAGCUGUUAUCAGUAUAAGAAUCAAGUAAAAUUAGUAAUACA